Messenger RNA from Strongylus vulgaris, 204 nucleotides. NCBI's taxonomy places the organism in Eukaryota, Metazoa, Nematoda, Chromadorea, Rhabditida, Strongylidae. The record is from the annotation of a GenBank genome assembly.
AUGACCUGCCCAUCGAGUUUUCCUUUGAGUAUUCCGCUGGAUCGCGAAGAUGAGACAUUCGAAGACAGACAUGUUCUCAUAUCUGAACUGCGAAGUCCGCUGAAAAGUGCAUCGGUUGUACUUCAGAAGACGUCCCAGCGCUCUGUGGGUGUUCGAAGAGCCUUCAACGUAGCCACAGUGUCAGGCCACGUCUCUAUUGCGUAA